This is a messenger RNA of Monascus purpureus, 996 nucleotides long. The record is from the annotation of a GenBank genome assembly. Lineage: Eukaryota; Fungi; Ascomycota; Eurotiomycetes; Eurotiales; Aspergillaceae.
AUGACAGAACAACAGAAACGGUCAGUUCAGACUGUUGCCAUUGACCAGACGGAGACGGCAUCGGAAACGGACGAGGCCUACAGCUCUGAACUACAAAGCUACGCCACCUCUCUCAGCUCCAGCAUCCAGAAUUACAACUGGGAGCAUGGAAGGCGAUUCCACUCCUACAGGGAGGGCAGCUACAAAUUCCCCAACGACGAACGCGAGCAAGAACGCAUGAAUAUGGUCCACCACAUGUUCAAGCUGGUGCUGGGUGGGAAGCUGUUUCUGGCUCCGAUUCAGCCUGGUCCGCUUCGGGUCUUGGAUAUAGGGACUGGGACGGGGAUUUGGGCUAUUGAUUUGGCGGACCAAUUUCCUUCUGCGGAAUUGGUUCUAGGGAACGAUCUCAGUCCUAUACAGCCAACAUGGGUCCCCCCAAAUGUAGUCUUCGAAGUUGACGACGUCGAAAGCGACUGGCCCUCUCGCAAGGCCUUCGACUUCAUCCAUUCCCGGUACAUGUGCGGUUCGAUCGUCGACUGGCCAAGACUCUUCAAACAGGCCUAUAAACAAACCAAAAAAGGCGGCUGGAUCGAAUUCCAAGACUUCCACCUAGUCAACUACUCGGAAGACAACACCCUCGACGAAAACAGCAGCGUCAUCCGCCUCUACAAGCUCCUCGAGGAAGCAUGUCGGAAGAUGGGCCGUCCCAAUACCGUCGGUGUGCAUCUGAAGCAAUGGGCGCAGGAGGCUGGGUUCAAGAAUAUCCAUCAUGAGGUCUUCAAGUUGCCAUUGGGUCUGUGGCCGAUGGAUCCUAUUAUGAAAGAAAUAGGGGCCUUUAAUCUUCUCCAGUUCCUGGAUGGUCUAGAAGCUUUCACUAUAUCCACCUUCACCAAUGUUCUUGGUUGGAGUGUUCCUGAAGUUCAACUGUUCCUCUCCCAGGUUCGGAAUGAUGCGAAGAAGAGAGGAUCGCAUAUAAUGCAUGACUUUCAUGUCGUCUACGCGCAGAGACUGGAUUAG